Callorhinchus milii (elephant shark) is the source of this 1428-nucleotide messenger RNA. RefSeq names its product transformer 2 beta homolog. Gene Ontology annotation, molecular function: RNA binding. Gene Ontology annotation, biological process: positive regulation of mRNA splicing, via spliceosome. Gene Ontology annotation, cellular component: spliceosomal complex. The coding region runs from base 67 to 561 and encodes 164 amino acids. The record is from RefSeq and is a predicted model, not a curated record. NCBI's taxonomy places the organism in Eukaryota, Metazoa, Chordata, Chondrichthyes, Chimaeriformes, Callorhinchidae. The transcript is spliced from 6 exons.
AGGAGAUCUCGGAGCAGGUCGUACAGUCCUGAUUAUAGGCAUCGCCGGAGCCACAGCCGGUCGCCCAUGUCCAAUCGCAGACGCCAUAUUGGCAAUCGGGCUAACCCAGAUCCUAAUACAUGCCUGGGGGUGUUUGGACUGAGCCUGUACACCACAGAGCGAGAUCUGCGGGAAGUUUUUUCUAGAUACGGCCCUCUUGCUGGUGUCAACGUGGUGUACGAUCAGCAGUCAAAUCGCUCCAGAGGCUUUGCCUUUGUCUACUUCGAGAACGUUGAUGAUGCUAAAGAGGCUAAAGAGCGUGCUAAUGGAAUGGAACUGGAUGGACGCAGGAUCCGUGUUGACUUCUCCAUCACCAAAAGAGCUCACACACCCACCCCUGGGAUUUACAUGGGGAGGCCAACAUAUAACUCCCGCCGCAGAGACACCUAUAACAGAUCCGAAAGGUAUGAUGAUCAUGAGUUUUACAACCGGUCCAACAGACGGUCUCCUUCUCCAUAUUACAGUAGAGGUGGUUACCGCUCUCAUUCUAGGUCACGCUCGUACUCUCCACGUCGUUAUUGAAGACCCGAUCUAUCCAAACAGCAACUUGUGGGGCAACUGACAUUUGCUGAAGAUUUAUUUUAUAAAAACAUUUUUAGUCACAUUUGUGUAAAGUGUUUCUUUGAAGAAAUGUUUAGUGAGAUGCUAACAUGUUUUGGGUGAAGUUCUAAAUAAGCAGCGAGUCCCAAGAGCUUCCUUUUCCUAACCAUGGACAAGUCUGAAGGUAGAGAAGAGGCAGUUACAAUGGUAACAGACGCUGCAACAAGCCUUUGUUGUGUUAGUGCACUAAGACUAGAGCUGCACUGUCCUCAGUGCGUACACACUAACUCACAGUUCUCUGAAUAACUCACAGCUCCAAACCUCUUCUUUAUUCUCAGUCAAUGCUGUGAUCUUUGAAGCACAUUGACAAAUGUGGAGUCAAUUAGAAGUAUGCUUAUAUAUGAAAACAUCUUUUCAGAGCAGUGAUUUUAAUGCUUAACAAACAGUUCUUUUGGUUCCCGAAGAAUUGCCAAAUGAAAUCCAUUUGCUGCGAUCCAGUGGCUUGUGGGGACAAAGAAAAGUUCCCCUGAUUGGUUUUCGCUCUAAACCAGGAGAGAAUUGUAGCCCCAAUCCUGGCCAAGAUGUUGGUAAACAAUCAAGGUGAACUACUGAUUUUUUUUGGUUUCUUUAGAUUGUUAUUUGAUCUUUAAUGAGGCUAUUUUAGUAUCCUGUCAGCAACAUUCAUUCAUAGCCAUAAAUGUUAUUGGUUCAUGUUGUAAAAGGACUUGUGUAGACGGGCAUUUUUGUCCCAGGGCAGAACAUGUGCCACUGACACACGUGUGACAUGCGUUAAAAUACCUGAUACAGAAUGAAUAUUAAACUUCAGCGAGACUGCUUUUUUUCUUUGUA